This is a messenger RNA of Oryza sativa Japonica Group (Japanese rice), 3180 nucleotides long. RefSeq lists its product as uncharacterized. Gene Ontology annotation, molecular function: RNA binding. NCBI's taxonomy places the organism in Eukaryota, Viridiplantae, Streptophyta, Magnoliopsida, Poales, Poaceae. The record is from RefSeq and is a predicted model, not a curated record.
ACUCCCCCGAGGUGGUGGCGGCUGGCGGUGCGCUUCGGCUUCCGCCGCUUGCGAGUUGGUGGCUCGCCCCCUCUCGCUCUCAACUCUCUCUCUCCCCCGAAAUUCCGAAUCCGAUCGAGACGAAUCGAGAGAGAGAGAGGCGCCGCGGAUCCGGGUGAAUGCUUCAGUGAUUAAUCUGGCCGGCACAAGAUGUCAUUGCACAUUGGGCGGCUCAGUUCACAUGUGCGUCAAAGAUAUCUUGAACAUCUUUUCCAGAGGUUUGGAAAUUGCACAGUGAGGCUGAAAGAUGGAUAUGGAUUUGCGGUCUUUGAUUCUAAUGAUGAUGCAGCUCGAGCCAUGCGGGCACUGCAGGGGAAAUUUGUUUGUGGGGAGCGCAUUACUGUUAAUUGGUCAAAACAGCAGCCCAGAUUUUCUAAGGAUUUCAGAAGUUCAAGAAACAUUGAGUCAUCUCACCAGAGGGCACCCAGAGUCAGAGAUGGUAAUAUUAGGUUCAGGGAUUCUUUAGCUCAGAAGAAUCACCCUGCAAGUCAUGAUCAGGGUCACAGUCCUGAUGUUGCACCAGAACAGAAAUCAUCUGAUGGUGCAUUGGAAAAGAAAUCUGAUGAAAAGAAAUCUGAUGGUGAUGUUGAGGAUUUGAAGGAUGUGAGGGAAACUGUUGGUCAAGAUCCAGUGGAGAUGAAGAGGAAUGAAGAUGUUACAAGUGAUGCAAAUGUAAUUGAACAUGAUAGAUGGGAGGAAACUGGAAAAGGGAAUCCUGGUAGAGAUGAUGAUGAUUUUGACCGUUAUGAACCUUAUCAUGGCUAUGCCAGGCAAGAAGAAAGAGCAGAGGUUGUCAAAGCAAGUUCUCAGGAGACUUAUCAUCAUAGAUUUUCUUCACAGAAGUCGAAAGAGUAUCCUGCUGGCCAUACUGCUCAUGAUUGCCCCCAGAAAACAGAUGGAGGAUUCGAAGCAUGGAGAGAUGCAUUGAGUAGGCAAGAAAGGCUGAGAAGAUUUGGGUCUCCCUCAAGGAGGCAACCAGAUACUCGUGAUUGCUCUAAGAAAACAGAUGACAGAUUCGAAGCAUGGAGAGAUGCAUUGAGUAGGCAAGAAAAAGGUAUGGUGAGGCUGAAAAGAUUUGGGUCUCCCUCGAGGAAGCGGACAGAAGAAUUUCGUGUUGAUAAGGUGGUAGAAACACAUCGUAUGGUACAAGAUGGCAGGAAACAAUUUUCUGAUAGGACUAGCCACGCUCACAGAUUGAGUAAUGUUUCUAGAGAGGACAAAAGGCAUACCCGUUGCAGUGAAAGUAUACCACAGACCCCCAAGGAGUCACGCAAGAGAAGCAGAUCUAAAAGAUCCCGUGGGUCAUCCCUCUCUUCUGACAGGAGUACCUCACAUUCAACAUCUAAAUGUUCUCGUUCAAGAGCACAUUCCCCAUCUCAUUCUGCACAUUCUAGUUCAAAAUCAUUUCAGCCAACUCAGCCUGAAGGUUUAAGAUCAAUGGCAGUAUCAAAUGUCAGUCCAUUGCUGGUGUCUGGUUCACCACAACACAACUUACCAUCCACAGCGGAAAACAAGAACUCAGAUUUUCUGGUGAAUUCUCCUUUGGAGGGCAAUUUAGAUUCCAAAACAACAACUGGACUCAAGCAUACACGUGGUUACCAGCAAGAUAUCAAAGAUUCAAGAUUGAGUGGAGAGUCUCCAGUUAUUCCACUCAGGUUGAAAAUCCAAAGGAAUGGUGAAUUGCCUGUAUCUGGUAAAGAUGCUUAUCUGGAUGGUUACACAGAGACCAACUUGAAUAAUAACUUGGUUUAUGAUGACAAUGUUGCUGAUGGUGUGCAAGUUCAGAAGACCAAUUCUGAGGACGCUUCAUCAGUGAAGUCAAGCAAGGAUAUUCUGGUGAAAAGUGAGAGGAGCAACUCUUUGAAGCUAACAACAAAUGAAGUGGUCUCUGCUCUUAAGCACAAUGGAAUGGAAGCACGUGGUACAGAUUUAUUGAACCAACCUGUAGAGAAGUACUUUGGUGCUGCACGCCUAUGGCCAUGGGAAGUCAUUUAUUAUCGGAAGCUUAAAAAGGGUCCAAUUUCUACAGAGAACUACGCUAAGCGACUUGAGCAGAACAAAGAAUAUAGUAUUGUAGAUCGGUAUGUCAGAAGCAGCAGUGGUUGGUGGGAGUGCCACUAGAAUGCCAGACUGGUGGUAUAGAUAGAUGCAGUUGAGGCUUUGCGUGUAUGCUGCUGCAGGUACAUUUUGAGGAUGACAAGGUUUGCCUUCUAAUCAGUCCAUUCCUAGAGCUCCAUGAGUGUAAGCAGACCCUUAACUAUGAGAAUUAUUAAGUAUUAGGUUCUUUCAUUAGUAUAAUUUUGUUGAGUAAGGGUUUGCACAAUUGCACCUAAGUAGCUUAUUCUGCCACCAAUAUUAUGCUGUUGCAUGGUCAGUAUGUUUUAAGUUGUAAUGUUUCAACGACUCGCCCCAGUGAGGUACUUUGGAUGGCCAACAGGUAAGCAAAGAUGCUUAUUUUAUACAUGAUUUUUUGGGGAAAAGAAACAAGCCUCUUGUUUAGCAGUUAUAUAGAGGAAAGGUUCUCUCUGUAGUUUAUGAUUUCCUUAGUACUCCCUCCCUCUGGUUUCAUAAUUCUUGACAUUUUGGACAAUGAUAUGGUCUCCAAAAUAUAUCUUUAACUAUGUUUUCUCUAUUAUAAUAUAUACAAUAAAUAAGUAUAUUUUUACUUUUAUUAUAGUACUUAUAAGACAAAUCUAUAUAUGUUGUUUUAGUGUCUUUAAACUUAAUAUUUUAGAAGUUAUUGAUAGUCAAAGUUAUAAAAGUUUGAUCUUAACCUUAUCCUAAACACCAAGACUUAUGAAACCGGAGGGAGUAUGACUACAAUUAUUUUUGUAAUCAACAACUUCCAUACCCCGCUAAUCGAGCUGAAAUAUUACAGUGAUGCCACUUCGUGAUAGAUUUCAUAUGCAAGAUGUGCUCCCCCGGCUUACAAGCUUUUGGAUAGGACCAAGAAAUUCUUCGCAUGUUUGAGUCGUCACUGUUAUUUUUGUGUAGCUGAAUUGGAGUAGGUGAUUGAAGCUUUGCUAACUGGAUUACCUGUUACUUUUAUGUAGCUACCCUAUGAGGAUUAUGCCAUUCUGGCUGGACACAUGAACUCCAUAAUAUCAGUACCUUUAUUUGAGUCAGUUUUUGGUCUUUUAA